AUGCCCGGCACAGCGAGCGCGUUCCCCAUCGACCUCAAUGCCCUGAAGAAGGUGACGCUCGACCCGACCAAGCCGCAGCUCUCGAAUGAGCAGCGCUCGGCGUUGUUGCACAACAUCCAGAUCAUGCGCGAUGCGAUCGUGCUCUUCACCGCGACCGGUGCUGCUCGCGGUGUGAGCGGACACACAGGUGGUGCAUACGACACCGUCCCAGAGGUCUGCCUCCUCCUGUCCCUCUUCAACGCCUCGAAGGACAAGUACGUCCCUAUCUUGUUCGACGAAGCCGGUCACCGUGUUGCGACGCAAUACUUGCUCUCUGCGAUCGAGGGCCACAUCCCUGCCGAGCACCUCCUGCACUACCGUGAGGCAAACUCCAAGCUUCCAGGCCACCCCGAGCUUGGUCUCACUCCCGGCGUCAAGUUCUCGUCCGGCCGUCUCGGGCACGUAUGGCCCUGGGUGAACGGCGUCGCGCUCGCGAACCGCGACAAGACCGUCUUCCUGCUCGGAUCCGACGGCUCGCAGCAGGAGGGCAACGACGCCGAGGCGGCGCGCCUCGCUGUCGCGCAGAACCUCAACGUCAAGCUGCUUAUCGACGACAACGACGUCACCAUCGCUGGCCACCCAUCGCAGUACCUCAAGGGCUACGAGCUCCACAAGACCCUCUCCGGCCACGGCUUGAAGGUGCUCACCGUCCAGGGUGAAGACCUCGAUGCGCUCUGGGCUGCGCUGUGCGAGAUCAUCGCUUACGACGGUCCCGCGGCGGUCGUCUGCAAGCGUGUCAUGGCCCCUGGUGUCGCGGACAUUGAGGGCAGCACGCACGGCCACGAUGUCAUCCCCGUCAAGGCGGCGAUCAAGUACCUCACCUCGCGCGGCUACCCCGAGACGAUGGCGACGGAUAUCCUGAACAACAUCACGCCGCAUGCUGUGCCCUACCUGUACAUCGGUUCGACCAAGGAGGUUGGCGCGAACCGUGUUGUGUUCGGUGAGGCCGUGAACAAGGUGCUUGACAAGCUCACGAAGGAGGAGGCUGCCGAGAAGGUCAUGGUCAUUGACAGUGAUCUUGAGGGCUCGACUGGCCUCAAGUCCAUCCACCAGAAGCACCCUGAGGUGUUCAUUCCCUCCGGUAUCAUGGAGCGUGGAAACUUCAGCGCGGCUGCUGGUUUCGGUUUCGACGCGAACAAGUUUGGUGUCUUCUCCACUUUCUCCGCCUUCCUCGAGAUGGUCAUCUCGGAAAUUACCAUGGCGCGCCUGAACUUCUGCAACGUCCUCUGCCACUUUUCUCACUCCGGUGUUGACGAGAUGGCCGACAACACGUGCCACUUCGGUGUCAACUCGCUCUUCGCGGACAACGGUCUCGCAGAUACGCAGUCGUGGCUUUACUUCCCGGCCGACGCCGCACAGAUGACGAAAGUCGUCGAGCGCGUGUUCUUCGAUCGCGGCAUACGGUUCAUCUUCUCGACGCGUUCGAAGGUACCGUACAUGCUCAGGGAGGACGGCAAGACGCGCGUCUUCGGCGACGACUACGAGUUCGUGCCCGGAAAGGACGAGGUCAUCUGCGAGGGCAAGGCCGGCUACGUCGUCUCGUUCGGUGACAUGCUCUACCGCUCGUGGGACGCCGUCCUCCGCUGCAGGCAGGAAGGCCUCGACGUUGGCUUGAUCAACAAGCCGACGCUGAACCUCGUCGACGAGCAGGUGAUCCGCAAGGUCGGCUCGAGUCCGUUCGUCCUUGUCGUUGAGUCUCUGAGCCAGAAGACUGGGCUUGGUUCGAAGUUCGGCACUUGGUUGCUUGAGCGCCAGCUCACGCCGAAGUACGGCUACAUCGGCACGAACAAGGAGGGCUGCGGUGGUCUGACUGAGCAGAUCCCCCACCAGGGCCUCGACCCGCAAUCGAUCAUCCUCAAGAUCAGGCAACUGUCGAACUGAGGGAUGCAAAUUGCGCGACGUGUAGGAUGUCUUUGGUCAUGAUGUGUAACGAGCGAUCAGAGGAGUAGCAGCAGUCGAAAAAGGAACAUGUACAUGUACACCAUAGAGCAAUUCACUCACGAGUCAGUCUAUGCUGUGACUUUGCUGGCCGGGAGCCGAGGUCUGACUCUAGUAUACGCGACUCUGAAUGACACGCCGGCCCCGGACAUGCAUACGCUGCAUAUAAUAGCGCACCAGAGAUGAUGGAGAAGGCCGAGGAUUGGCUCGGCAUCCGCCGAAGUGCGUCAGAGCACCAUCACUGCGUUUCGCGUCCGAGGGCACG
Molecule: messenger RNA, 2242 nt
Organism: Rhodofomes roseus
Lineage: Eukaryota; Fungi; Basidiomycota; Agaricomycetes; Polyporales; Fomitopsidaceae
Product: thiamine diphosphate-binding protein
Exons: 8
Coding region: 1-1920 (639 amino acids)
Molecular function (GO): catalytic activity
Source: RefSeq, a predicted model, not a curated record